GGAAAAUUAGGGUUUCACAGUCACUCCUUCAUCUCUUCCUCACAGAGCAGAGCAACAAUGGGAGAAGCAUUCGAAGUCGGCGCAGUUCCUUUCAACGCCGACGGUUGGGGGCCAUUGGACAACGCAGCCGCCAACACCAACCUCCCUCUCAACGUCCCCUUCGCCCCCUUCUCCCGCUCCGACAAGCUCGGCCGUAUCGCCGAUUGGACCCGCAACUUCAACAACCCGACCCGCUCCAAGAACCCAGCCGACUCGGCAUUCGACUUCUCCCUCGACGAAUCCUUCCCCGCUUCCGCCGAUGACGACGCCUCCUUCCGCCUCGUCGACGGCAAACCCCCUCCGCGUCCCAGGUUCGGUCCCAAGUGGCGCUUCCAGCAGCAGCGUCAACUCCCUCAGCGUCGCGAUGAGGAGGUUGAAGCCAAGAAGCGUGAGGCCGAGAAGGAACGUGCCCGCCGCGAUCGCCUGUACCACCUGAACCGUUCAAACCCUAACGCCCCUCGCCGUGAAGCUGCGGUGUUCAAAUCGUCGGUGGAUAUUCAGCCAGAGUGGAACAUGCAUGAUCAGAUCCCAUUCUCCACGUUCUCCAAGCUCUCCUUCACCGUCCCUGAACCCGAAGAUCUUCUCCUCUGUGGUGCUCUCGAGUACUACGAUCGCGCAUACGAUCGAAUCACCCCGAAGAACGAGCGCCGGCUUGAGAGGUUCAAGAAUCGCAACUUCUUCAAGGUUACCACCACUGAUGACCCUGUUAUUCGGAGGCUCGCGAAUGAGGAUAAAGCGACUGUGUUUGCCACUGACACCAUUCUCUCCACGCUCAUGUGUGCACCCAGGUCUGUUUACUCUUGGGAUAUCGUUGUUGAGCGUGUUGGGAAUAAGCUUUUCUUUGAUAAGAGAGAUGGGUCGCAGUUGGAUUUGCUUUCUGUUCAUGAGACAUCGCAGGAGCCUUUGCCUGAGGCUAAGGAUGAUAUUAACUCGGCUCAUUCGUUGAGCGUUGAGGCCGCGUAUAUCAAUCAGAAUUUCUCCCAGCAAGUGUUGAUUAGGGAUGGGAACAAGGUUACUUUUGAUGAGGCGAAUCCUUUUGCUAAUGAGGGUGAGGAGGUUGCUUCUGUGGCUUAUAGGUAUAGGAGGUGGAAGCUUGAUGAUGAUAUGUAUCUGGUUGCUAGGUGUGAGGUGCAGAGUGUUGUUGAUGUGAACAAGCAGAGGUCGUUCCUAACAUUGAAUGCGUUGAAUGAGUUUGAUCCUAAGUAUUCCGGUGUUGAUUGGAGGCAGAAGUUGGAGACGCAGAGAGGUGCUGUGUUGGCUACUGAGCUCAAGAACAAUGCAAAUAAGUUGGCUAAAUGGACUGCCCAAGCUCUGCUUGGAAGUGCGGAUAUGAUGAAGUUGGGAUAUGUGUCUCGUAUCCAUCCCCGUGACCACUUUAAUCAUGUGAUUUUGGCUGUGGUUGGAUAUAAACCCAAGGACUUUGCUGCACAGAUUAAUUUGAACACUUCUAAUAUGUGGGGAAUUGUGAAGUCUAUUGUGGAUUUGUGCAUGAAAUUGAAUGAGGGGAAAUAUGUUCUUGUGAAGGAUCCAUCUAAGCCCCAGGUUAGGAUUUAUGAGGUUCCAGCAAAUGCAUUUGAAAACGACUACGUGGAGGAGCCACUUCCUGAAGAUGAACAAGUUCAACCUCCAGCAGAGGGUGCUGAUGGUGAAGAGGCUGCUGCUACCACCAAUGAUGUGGAAGAUAAGCCAGUAGAAGAUCAAGCUUGAAAGGCAAUUGUUAUGUAUGAAUGGGGGUUUGCAGCUUUUCACGUUGGAGCUAAUCGCAGUCCAAAUCAUUUUCUCUUAUGCAGCCCUUUGUAGGCCAAAAUUUUACCAUUUGAGAUGUUCCUCUACACCUGAGUUUUUAAAAGCCAUACUCUUGAGUUUUUGAGGCUGCAGCUGUUUAUGAUUUACAGACCUUAACUUAUUUAAGCGGAAUCUGUACUUUCAAAAUUGUAUCUUGCUCCUUUGUUGUCAGAUUUUAUUUUAAUUCUGAGCACUUAGGGUUAUUAUUUGCA
Messenger RNA from Lotus japonicus, 2036 nucleotides. RefSeq names its product eukaryotic translation initiation factor 3 subunit D. Gene Ontology annotation, molecular function: translation initiation factor activity. Gene Ontology annotation, biological process: translational initiation. The coding region runs from base 58 to 1746 and encodes 562 amino acids. The transcript has 2 exons. Lineage: Eukaryota; Viridiplantae; Streptophyta; Magnoliopsida; Fabales; Fabaceae. Gene Ontology annotation, cellular component: eukaryotic translation initiation factor 3 complex; cytoplasm. The record is from RefSeq and is a predicted model, not a curated record.